Messenger RNA from Caenorhabditis elegans, 1660 nucleotides. RefSeq names its product CCM (Cerebral Cavernous Malformation) gene homolog (gene ccm-2). The transcript is spliced from 10 exons. The record is from RefSeq and is marked reviewed. Bases 4 to 771 code for a protein of 255 amino acids. NCBI's taxonomy places the organism in Eukaryota, Metazoa, Nematoda, Chromadorea, Rhabditida, Rhabditidae.
AAAAUGGACGCUUCAACUUCGGAAUUUGCCACUGAUUUUAUUGGAAUAAUUUCAAACGAGAAAUUUUCCGGAUUGGAUGAUUUUGGACGAACGGAUUUUUUGAGGAUUUACGACAAGGCUAAGAAGAAUAAAUCGAUAAAAUCGAUAACCCGCCACGAUGUGAAUUUUCGCGCCUACAUCCUUCAAGUUCUGCAUGGCAAAAUUGUGGUGGUCGACAGGAAAUUGAAAACCUGCUGCUUCGAGGUCUCAAUUCCCCUGAUCUUCUCCUGCGGCUCAUUGACGGAAGAUGGUCUUGUUCUGUUCACUUUCAAUAUUGCACCAUAUCAGGGAAAUAUAAAUUAUCGCGAUUUGAUGGUUUUGGCACUUCCUGAUGAGAAAACGGCCGAAAAGCUAUCAGAAGAGCUGAAUUUUAAUUUCGCACGCUUCGCCGAACAACAACUACAGACUGCGUCACGCCAAUCAAAAUCGCUGUCCUCACUAGAAGCAUCCUCUCCGCUAGCAAAUCUUGACACUCCUCUCACCGAAUCGAGUCAUCAAUCAUCAUCGGUUGUCAGUAAGGCGAUCAACGAGGUUCUCUCUUGUCUCCGCCCCGAAGAAGUUCCACAUUUUCGCGAAAUUAUCAAGAAAUACAAUAGCGGCGAGCAAAAUGUGAAGAUUUUCGCGCAAAAGCUCGUCGAACUGCUCGGCCCCGGACGAAAAAAGCGUCUUUCAUACCUGAAACAUGCGUUGAGAGCCGGCGACAUGCUCCAAUUCGACUCGGCGAUUCUUUGAAAUACGCGGGUCGUCAAAAUGCGGGGAGAUGCUGAUGAAGAUGUGGCGGAGACGGAUGGAUUUCGAUUGGAUUUUUUCUUUUUUUUACAUUUUUUUUCAAAUUUUCUCCUCUAAAAGUCGGUUUUUCUGUGAAAACUACCCGCAAAAUCUGAGAAUUUCGCGUUUUUUUUCUGAAAAAUUGCGUGAAAAACCACAAUCCACUUGGAUUAAGCUGAAAAAUCGGCAAUUUUGUAUAUUUUGUCAGGAUUUUGAUUUAAAAAUCGAAUUUCUUGUGAAAAAUUUGCUUUUUCGGUGAAAGUCGGUUUUUCUUGAAAUUUUGCACGAGGUUUCUCCUGAAAAUUGGCUUUUCUUAGAUUUUUUUUCAUAAAAUUCCCGGAAAAUUUGUGGUUUACUCAAAAAAUGCCCCGUUUUUCCAAUUUUUUCCUGUAAAUUUGGUGGUUAAAAAAUGACGAAUUUUUUGCAUUUUGUGGAAAAUAUUUGUUCGGAAAAAUCACAAAAAUUCUCGAAUUUCGUGUAAAAAUAUAGAGAAAAACGACAUUUUUUCCGCUGAAAAUUGAGUUGUCUUAGAUUUUUCUGAUAUAAUUCCCUGAAAAUUAGUGGUUUUCUCAAAAAAAAAUGCACCGAAUUUUUUAAAAAAUUCCACGUAAACAUGCGCAGAAAAUUCCUUUUUUUUCUGAAAAUUUGAGCAAAAAUUGCCGAAUUUUCUUCAAAAAUGAUGUUUUUUUCGCAAAAACUCAAAUUUCGUGUGAACAUUUUCGGAAAUUUAUCGAAAAAACUGCAUUUUUUCGCUGAAAAUUUGAAUUUCCUCUCGAUUUCUCUCUCACUUUUCCGCAUUUUUUUCCGUUUUUUCCUCCCCGCUCCGCUCAAAAAAAUCAAUAAAUAAAUACUU